UCGCGGCGUCCCGGCGGAGGGUCACGUAGGCCGCGGUGGUGCUGGGCAGGGCCGCGGGCGGCGCGCGCACGCCCCUCGGGCACGCCCACCUCGGGCACGCCCACCUCGGCGCCAUGGAGGAGCGGGGCGGCGGCGGCCGCCUCUUCGGCCGCUCCAUGUGGAGCAACAUGCGCAUCGGGGGCUUCUCCCUGGAGCGGGGCGGCAGCGGCGGUGACUCUGUGUCUGCCACGCCCGCGCGCCUUAUCCUGCCCGUGAAGCACGCCAAGACGACGGGCGGCCUCCCGGACAUCCUGGAGCAUCCGGCCGGCGGCGGGGCCGCGCGCGCCCACCGCGGCCUGCUGCCCCAGUGCCUCGUGCAGCGCUACCGCCGGCCGCCCCGCGAGCAGCCGCCUCCGCGACCCGCCCGCGACCGCGCGAGCUCCGUGUGCUCGUCGUACACGACGUCCUCGUCCAGGCUGUCCCGGUCGCCGUCACCGCUGUCGUCGUCGUACUACUCGUCGCUGUCCGGCACGGCGCGCGGGGCCAGCAGCGGCAGCAGCAGCAGCACCGCGCGCCGCUCGGUGCUGUCGCCGACCCCCGCGCCCGAGCCGCAGCCGCGGCGGGUCUUCCCCCAGGAGCCGACCUUCGCCGACCUGGAUGGCAUUGAAGGCAAGGACGACUCGCCGGUGGUGUUCGACGUGAACCUGAGCUUCGACCUGGGCUCGCCGCCGUCCAGCAUCUGCGGGUCGUCGCCGCGGCGCGGGGCGCGGGCCAUGUCAGAGGCGCCGCCGACGAGCACGCGCGUCCGCCAGCGGCUGGUGCCCAUGGCGGCGCACCUGGACCAGCAGACGGCGUCGGCCUUCCUCACGAGCCGCAUCGCCAGCUUCCUCCAGCGCACCGACCACGUCAUGCACGAGUGGAAGCGGCUCGGCAGGAAGGACCCCGACGAGGAGCUUCGCGAGCUGUCACUCGCAGGCGGACCCCCGGGGCUGCCCCGCAGCCGCAGCGCGGCCUCCAUCAUGACGAAGGCCGUCAAGUACUACCGGCAGCAGAACGUCGGCUCCAGCAGCCGCUGUUCCAGUCGCGGCUCCAGCAUGGUCCGCUCGCCGUCCGUGUCCAGGGACGACGCCACCCUCUCCGAGCUCGACGAGGUGCGGUGUGACACGUCGAGAAGGGUCCGGUGGGGGCCCAGGGGACGCGGGUUGGGCUGACGGCGCCACGCCUCGCCGCCCGCGAACAACACGCUGGGGGGCGCCGGGCGGGACCGCCGCCGGGCCGGGCUGAGCGGCGCGUCGCGACGCCCUCUUGAGAGAUGGCGGGCGUGGCGUGGCGAUCCCCCCUUCCUCUCUCCCGCGUGUCAGCUCCUCCUGUACCCUUUUUAUUUAUUCGCCUUCUCUCUCUCCCUCCCUCCCUCCCCUCUCCUCUCUUAUUCCUCCUCAUUGCCUCCCGCUUCGCUGUGACAUUCUGGCAACAAGCAUGGCCUGUUGCGCCGGUCCUCUUCGCUCUGCUCUGAUCGUCUGCCUGGCCCCAUCUGUCUGGCCAUCAGAGUGAUCCCCCACCCCCGCCGCCCCGCCCCGCCCUCACCUGCAGCCCCGUUAUCCGCGGCCGAUGCUCCUGAGUGAGUGGGUGCCACUGGGCGCUCCCCACCGAGUGCCGCACCAGCUCACAGCAGCGGGGUGCGCCCCAGAGGAGGGACGGGGGUAUGGGGCUGGACAGAAGCCCGCACAAGAGUGCGCGAGUCCGGAAACUGCCUUGCCUUUUUGUUGCUGUUGGUUGUGUGUGUGUGUUUUGUGUGUCGCAUGUCGCUAGCACCCGAUCAUUUUGUGUGCCACCUAGGCUUGUCUUUUUGACUCGUCCGUCAGAAGGAAUGAUUCUACCACCAGAUGCCCCUCCCCCCCUCUUCGGUCCAAAGAUAGGGCUAUUGUCAAUGGGUUUGACGUGCGUUUGGCACGAGGCCCAACGUGUCGCGACCCCCCCUCCCCCCGCCUCUCCCUUUUCAGCCUGCUCCUUGCGUGCCCUCCUCCCUUCUUGCCCCUCCUUUCUUCCUUUGUGACAGGGGAGAGAAUCUGGCUGCGGUGGCGGCGGCGGUGCAUCGCAUCGGCGGGGGAGGGGGCGCAACCGACGUGAGUGAGAAAGAAAAGUGAAGGGCUCGGACAAUGGGAUUGGGUUCUGGCGCUUUUAAUUGGCUACAUCUCUGCGAGUGAGUGGAUCGGCUGUCCCCCAUGAGUCCGUGCCGCCGUCUGGCGCCGUCUAUACAAACCAGCAGCCAUCUGCCCGCCCGCCCGUUUGCCCGACUUCGCCUGCUUAGCAGCCGUCGCGGCUGUUUUAGGCCCCAACUUUACAACUGGGUGGAGCGUGGCCACAUUGUGCUCACGCCCCCCAAGGCAGAGCGCCGCGCCGUUAAAAGCAGCGCUAACUCAUGUCGUCGCGCUGGCCGGCAUCCGGGCCGAGCGGGGCCGCGAGCGCACAAUGAUAUUCCGACUCGCCGCCUCGUGCUGCGACUGGCAAGUCGUCGUUUAAAGCGAGCCCGUCGUCGCUCACUUUGCUGUGUGGCCGUUGCUUACGUACGUCCGAGAUUGCUUUGCUUCCCAGCCAGCAGCGGGGUGUGUUGUGCUUCUGCCGGCCAAGGUCGCGGCGUGGCGGUGCGGGCCGCGGCGUCGCGUAGCGUGUGAUAUGAAGCAUAUGCGAGCCGGCCGCCCCCGCCGCCGCGGCGCCUGCCGCCUGCUGCCCCAGAAACACGUCGGUCGUUUUGCCAGACGUCCGGUUAGUGCGUGUGUGUGUGUGUGGUUGAAACGCCGGCCCGGCCGCUAUAUCGAAAGGCCGAUCCUAAACCAAACGCAACACGCGCUAACCACGUUGCCGGACGAUAAGUUGCGCGAGUCGAUAAUCCAAAAUUGUUUAAAAAACAAAGAAAAGAAAGAAAAGGGGCAUCGAGUCACUAAAGUUCUGUGCUGCCCGGCAGCUCUUAGCGGCUGUAGAGACCACGUGAACUCGAUAGAGGGGAUCCAAAUGGGGAUUGCCCAGAUAGUACAUCCGUUUUUCUCUGAUUUAUUGGGUAGGUCACGCAGGCUCAGCGCCUGCGAGACUCGGGGUAGGCCACCCCGCUGUACACAUAUGCACGGCAGGGAAGAUGUUGCCUACCUAUCAGGCACUAUGGAAGCUUGAGUUAGCUAAACUUGGUUGAUUCGAUUUGGGCAAAUGACGGAGGUACUUUCAGAACGAUGCCUUACGGGGAACCAAAAGGAUUGGAGUCCUCGGGGGUGAUAUUUGUACCCUCCUGAGGUCUCCAUGGACUCCAAUGACCGCCACCGCCGUCAAGGUCCUUUUGGGACCCCACAGUGUUUCUGGACAGACCUUUCUGUCCCGCCCCGCCCGCAUACCGCGCUGACGUUGUUGUGCCCUCCCUGACCAACCGCAAUGGGUCGUAUGCGA
Messenger RNA from Frankliniella occidentalis (western flower thrips), 3411 nucleotides. RefSeq lists its product as uncharacterized. The record is from RefSeq and is a predicted model, not a curated record. Lineage: Eukaryota; Metazoa; Arthropoda; Insecta; Thysanoptera; Thripidae. Bases 114 to 1190 code for a protein of 358 amino acids. The transcript is spliced from 3 exons.